Messenger RNA from Cucumis melo (muskmelon), 1752 nucleotides. Its product is annotated as U11/U12 small nuclear ribonucleoprotein 59 kDa protein. The coding region runs from base 163 to 1383 and encodes 406 amino acids. The record is from RefSeq and is a predicted model, not a curated record. The transcript is spliced from 8 exons. NCBI's taxonomy places the organism in Eukaryota, Viridiplantae, Streptophyta, Magnoliopsida, Cucurbitales, Cucurbitaceae.
AGUUCAUAAUUACGAGCCGAAUACCGAAGCUUCGCAGAGAAAAUUCCGAAGAGUUUCGUUUUGGCGCAAGUUCUUCCUUCUUCGCAUCAAUUAUCCUAGUCUACUUAACAUUUUUUUCUUCUUAAUCUAUUUGUUUUUCAUCGAUUGUUGCUCUCCGUAGCAAUGAAUUCAGUUCCGCAUCAGUUUACACCUCAACGUCCGUGGUUCCCGGUGCCGCCACCGAAUCCGCCGCUGUCUUCUUCUUCUUCGUCUUUCUGGGACAACCUCAAUGUGCGUGAUCGUUUAAGGGAUUUGCAAGAAACUCUCGAUCUCGCCAAGUCAAUGCAGAAAGAGCUGGAAAUGUUGAUGUUAAUUAAAGAAGGCAAAUUAUCCGAGCAGAGUGCUGAUAGUCUGCCUAAUGGUUCUUCUAUUGGUGAAUUUUGUGAUUACUUGAAAGAUAGAAGGAUUAGUUUGGAGUUGCAAGAAUCGCGUUCGGUUGAAGCUGCAGCUGGUUUGAUGGAAAAGUUGAGAGCUCAGCUUCAACCAUUUAGGCUUGAUACUGAUGAAUCGAGUCUCUGGGAAGCAGUUAGGUUAUCUGGUAAAUUAUCGAAGGCCAAGAGAAAUAAGCAAUGGAGAAAGAGAAAGAGGAAGCGCAUUGCUGAAUCACUUGCAAAGGAACGUGAAAGUUUUGAUCAAGUUGAUAUGGAGGCUGAUGAAUGGAGGGCCAGGGAGAUCGCCAAGGAUAUUGCAAAACGCAAGGUGGAGAAGAUGAAAGAAAUUGCAAGAAUUAAAGCUAAAGAGGAGAAAAAGAAGCUAGAUUCUGAGCUUGAACUGGCACUAAUAGUGGAAAAGUUGCAAGAAUUACGCUCCAUCAGGAUCCAAAAAUUGAAGAAACAAGGUCAUUUUCUACCUGAGGAGGAUGAUAAGUUUCUAGAGAAGGUUCGAGCUGCAGUUGAGGAAGAGGAACGUCAAGCCCUUGCUGCAGCUGAUACGGAUGCUGCCAAGGAUGCCAUUGCUACUGCAGAGGUCUCUAGGAAGACUGUUCCUACUUACCCUGAAUCAAGGGAUCCAGAUAGUGCUACAGAUAGGUCUGAAGAAAGAAUUGAUCAAAGAUCUGCGGGUGCAGAUGAUAAGGUCUCCAACACCAGCACUAAUAAAGAGCCUGGGAAACAGUUUGGAGAAGUACAAGGUUAUGGAAGAAUGUAUGAUUAUGCAGCCAACUUACCGAUGGAAUUCUAUCAUUAUUAUUAUGGGAGUAACACCGAUAUGGGCACGUUAAUUGAGGUAAGACGAUCAUGGGAUGCAUUUAUAAGACCUGGAGGAAGCCGAAUACCAGGACAUUGGGUUGAACCACCGCCACCCGCAGAUGAAAUAUGGGCAGCAUAUUUGGUUCCACAAAAAUAAAACCAUCUAACCAUAUGAUCACAAAUGGUUUUCCAAAAGUUGUUGCUGCUAAAAGAUGAUUAUGGUUGAUUAUGGUUGUCCCAUAUGGAAAAAUUAUUCGAAGAGGCCGUCUUAAUGUGGUUAACAGUUUCGAAUGAUAAUCGGAUGUACAAGUGAGAAACUCCCGAGGAUAAAUAGUUGCUAUAGGCAUGUAGAUACUUUAGUUUACAUACUGAGGCUAUACGACACGUAAAAUGUUUUUUUUUCUUUUUUGAAUAUAUGUGAACAUGAAGUUAUGUAAAUAGAAAUUUUGGAUCGAACAUAGAAUUUUAAAGAAGCCCCAAUCAAUUACGUUUGAAAUUGUUAAAAGUAGUUGGGUGCAUAUAGUUA